Prunus armeniaca (apricot) is the source of this 879-nucleotide messenger RNA. The record is from the annotation of a GenBank genome assembly. Lineage: Eukaryota; Viridiplantae; Streptophyta; Magnoliopsida; Rosales; Rosaceae.
AUGAAACAGGGGCCCACAGCUUCACAGGUCCUUCAAAGAAACCCAAAGUUCAAAUCACUCUUUGACCAACUUGGCUUCGGGCCACAAGCAAGGGAAGCAGCUGCUGUAGCCUUGAUGAAUAUCUCUGAGGAGUCUAAUUCUCAAUGCUUUACAACUCAACCACAAAGGUCAUUCUUGGGAAAUGACAAUGCUAUUGUCUUUACGGACGAAGACAUGGAAGUUCCAUACCCGGACCAUAGGAGGCCGCUUUACUUGGAGGGACAGAUCAAUGAUGUGUUCAUAAGAAGAGCUUUGGUGGACACGGGUUCCUCUGUCAACAUAUUACCUCUGUCUGUGCUUACGGCAGCUGGUAUCCCAUUGUCCAAAAUUGUCCAAUCACAAACAAACAUCAGUGGUUUCGGGAAUAAGAGUGAGGUCACAGUCGGGCAUCUACAAGUACACUUGAAGGUUGGGCCAAUUCGGUCACUUACUAAGUUCUAUGUCGUGGAUGUGGAUGUGGCUUACCAUGCUUUGCUUGGAAGGCCAUGGCUCAACAAGCAUAAGCUUGUGGUCUCUACCUAUCAUCAAUGCGUAAAAGGAAGGAUUGGGCUGAGGCCGCUACGCAUACCUGGAAACCAAGCACCUUUCAACAAAGAUGAAGCUCACUACUCUGAAGCAGAAUUCUACACUGAAUGCACAGGUGCUGGAAGCAAUCCAUCCAAGGAUUUCGGGACCUACCUUCCUUCAUGGACUGAAAUUCGUGAUUUAAGCAAUGAGGAGCUCAUCACCAUUGUCGAUCGAGAGAGAAAGAGGCACUCGGAAGUCAACAACCAUGCCUAUGAUCAUCCCCAAUGCUCAAAGGUGACGCUGCCCGAUGGACGUAUCGUGUACCGCUUAUGA